AUGGAGCUCAGUGAGGUAUUGCAUCGCUGCCUAGCUGGAAGUUCGAGGACACAGACCGAGCAGCAGGCUGAGACCCAGAAAAGGAGACUGAGGCCAGAGACACCACACAAGGCUGAUUGGGUGAGACUCCACAUCAUUGUCCACGACCCUCACUUGCCACAGCCCCCACCCACAGCCCUGACACUCUGUCCCCUCAUCUGCCCAUCCUUCCCCAACACAGACUUGGCUGUGUGCUGUGCGCUGGUGCUGAUGCUAAUGACCACGGUACUGACCAGCACAGGAGCAGUUCCCGUCACCACGCCCCUCGCCACCCUCCUGGGUGCAAGGGGCUGCGACAUGGCCCAGUUCAAGUCUCUGCCCCCACAAGAGAUGGAGGCCUUCAGGAGGGCCAAGGAUGCCUUGGAAGAGUCCCUUCUGCUGAGGAACCGGAGCUGCAGCUCCCGCCCACUCCCCAGGACCCGGGACCUGAGGCAGCUGCAGGUGUGGGAGCGCCCUGUGGCCUUGGAGGCUGAGCUGGCCCUGACACUGAAGGUCCUGGGGACCGUGGCUAACUCGACCCUGGGGGACAUCCUGGACCAGCGCCUUCACACACUGCGCUACAUCCACUCCAAGCUUCAGGCCUGUGUCCCAGCUCAGUCCACAGCAGGCCCCACCCGGGGCCACCUCUGCCAAUGGCUGCACUGCCUCCAGGAGACCAGGAAGAAGGAGUCCCAUGGCUACCUCAAAGCCUCUGUCACUUUCAAUCUCUUCCACCACCUCACCCAUGACCUGAAAUAUGUCUCCGGUGGAGACCUGUGUGUCUGA
Messenger RNA from Myotis davidii, 804 nucleotides. Its product is annotated as interferon lambda-3. The record is from RefSeq and is a predicted model, not a curated record. Lineage: Eukaryota; Metazoa; Chordata; Mammalia; Chiroptera; Vespertilionidae. Gene Ontology annotation, biological process: positive regulation of immune response; defense response to virus; cell surface receptor signaling pathway via JAK-STAT. Gene Ontology annotation, molecular function: cytokine activity.